GACGCCCGUCAUGCUCUUUAUUCUGGUAGCAGGGCUCGGUGCAUUCGUUGCCUUUCUCUAUGCGUAUAUCCGCCUCAAUGACGCAAAAUUGGAGGUUCUCCCACCCGAGGCAACCAAAUACUCACCCGAGCGCUUCACUCCGGAGAGCACACACGCCGUAGCCGAGAAACUAAAGAGGGAGCCGAUCUCGGUUAAACAACACUUGCCGCUCAAGACUGGGCGUCGGUACAUCGUCAUCGGUGGUGCUGGGUUCCUCGGCGGAUGGAUAGUCCUUCAGCUCAUUGAGCGCGGAGAGGAUCCACGACGCAUACGCAUCCUCGACAUUCGCCAGCCUACACGGCCCGACCUUUUGAGCGGCCCAGCCAAAUCCGUAGCCUUCUUCAAGGUCGACGUUUCAGACUCCAAGGCCGUCGAUGACGCAUUCACCGCCCCCUGGCCCCUCCCAGAAGAAGAUGCACACACGACCGUCUUUCACACCGCCGCCAACAUCCGCUUCUACGAGCGACACCUCUCGCUCCUCCCCCGGUCGACGCGCGUAAACGAGCAGGGCGUGCAGAACGUCAUCAGUGCAGCCAAGGCGAUCGGCGCAUCCGCGAUGGUGUACACCUCCUCGGGGUCUGUCGCCGUGCGCCGCUCGCGCUUCUGGCUCUGGCCAUGGGAGCGGGAGCCCGCGCACUUCGUGCAGCUGAUCGACGACAACGACGCCCUCGUCCCGACGCGGCACGAUGACUUCUUCUCGAACUACGCGGCGAGCAAGAUCCGCGGAGAGCGCGCCGUUCGCGCCGCGCACCUCUCGCCUACCAGCAAAGACGGACGCAGGCUCCGCACGGGUUGCGUCCGACCCGGGAACGGCGUGUUCGGGCCCGGCGGGGACAUUCUCUGCGGAGCGUAUCUCGUACGGAAACACAACCCGACGUGGGUCAACCACAUCCUCCACUCCUUUGUGUACAUUGAGAAUUGCGCGCUCGCACACCUCCAAUACGAGGCGUGCCUCCUCGCCUCCUCGGCCGACGCCCCAAGCAGCAGCGGCAGCGCCUCCCCGAGCAGACCAGACGUGGGCGGCCAAGCAUUCACCAUCACCGACGCCGGCCCGCCAAUGACAUACGGCGACGCCUACACCGCGCUCAACACGCUCGACCCAGAGACCGUCUUCCCGCGCAUGUCCUCCACCGCGAUGCUCCUCCUCGCGCAGCUCUUCGAGGCCAUCUACCUCACCCGCGCCUUCCUCACCGCGCCCUCCGCCCCGCCCCUCGUGCGCGCGCUCGCCCGCGCGCUCGUGCCCGAUCUCGACGGGGACGUCGUCAAUCUGCAGCCGCCGCUGUUCGCGCUCACGAGCGUGCACCUUGUGUUCGACGACUCGCGCGCGCGGCGGGCGCCCGAGCAGGGCGGCAUCGGGUACUCGGGGCCGUACACGUCGCUGCAGGGCCUGUGCCGUACCGCGGAGGAUUAUUUCAAGGCGGGGCAGAACGGCGAGGAGCGCUCGAUGUCGGGAGGGGUCAGCUUCGGGUUUGGGAUGGUCAAGGCUCAGCGGGGCGUCGAUAAGGUGCAGAGGGCGGUGGAGAAGGGAGCGGAGACGAUACCUAAUUAGUUGGUGUGGAACAGUUAGAGCGGCAGUGACAUUCAAGAGUGACGUUGCUUCAGGUUGUUUAUCGACAGUGGAAUACACGCUCCCCCAUCGUAUUGCUAGGGUUUUGGUGUAUAGAGGUAUCAUACAGACUUCACUCAUUGCAGUGCCUAUUCUUACAACC
This is a messenger RNA of Coniophora puteana RWD-64-598 SS2, 1748 nucleotides long. RefSeq names its product NAD(P)-binding protein. Lineage: Eukaryota; Fungi; Basidiomycota; Agaricomycetes; Boletales; Coniophoraceae. The record is from RefSeq and is a predicted model, not a curated record. Gene Ontology annotation, biological process: ergosterol biosynthetic process. Bases 11 to 1588 code for a protein of 525 amino acids. Gene Ontology annotation, molecular function: 3-beta-hydroxy-Delta5-steroid dehydrogenase (NAD+) activity; 3-beta-hydroxysteroid dehydrogenase [NAD(P)+]/C4-decarboxylase activity. Gene Ontology annotation, cellular component: endoplasmic reticulum. The transcript has 2 exons.